UCGUGUGCCGUGUCGCUUUACGGCAACAUGGCAGCCCACUGUCAGAAGCUGCGAUUCGUUUGGCUCUGACGGUCAGACAGCGCGAUGAAACCCAGGAGGGUCCGCACGAGACCAACAGGUCGGUAACGAAGGGCUCGUGAAGACGAUGAUGUGCUUUAGGAGGGUCGCUCCGCUCUGCCGCGUCGCUGCCGCUGCGCGUGCUGCGUCCGUGCGGUGUGCGGGCGUGUGUUUGCGCGAGCCUGCGUCAUGGCGGUGCGGUCGCUCACCUGUCUGCGAGGGCGCGUGGCUGAAGCACUCUCAGGUAGGCGGCUCGUGCGCCUUCAGGCUCGAAGCAGCGGGCAGCCGCGUGACGAUCCGCCCGCAGGUGCGCCUGUGCCGCGGGGGUCGCCGGUGGUCGGUGGACUGCUUCCGGUCUGGACUGACCCCCAACGUCCGUGGACUGUGCAGCGGAAAGAGCCCGGAGAAAACGGACCCGUCCCCGGUGGAGGAGCCGACGGAGGCCGGUGAGUCGGUGCCGGGACACGGACUGUUCAAGUUCAAAGAACUGUAUGAAAACCCGUGGACGGUCCCCAACCUGUUGUGUGUGUGUCGGAUUCUGCUGGCGCCGUUCCUGGGCUACCUGAUCAUCCAGCAGAACUUUGACCUCAGCCUGGCCCUGUUCACGCUGGCAGGAGCCACGGACCUGCUGGACGGUUUCAUUGCCAGGACGUGGCCCACGCAGAAAUCUGCGCUUGGCAGUGCUCUCGACCCGUUGGCUGAUAAAAUUCUCAUUAGUGUUUUAUAUGUGAGUCUGACCUACGCUGACCUUAUACCAGCACCGCUGACAGCUCUAGUGAUUUUAAGAGACGUUGGUUUGAUAGCUGCCGUCUUCUGGGUCAGAUACAAGACUGUACCGCCACCGGUGACCCUUAGUAAGUUUUUUAACCCCUGCUACACCACAGCACAGCUGACGCCCACACUUUUCAGCAAGGUGAACACGGCCAUCCAGCUCCUUCUGGUCGCAGCUUCUCUGGCUGCCCCAGUCUUCCACUACACGGACAGUGCCCUGCUGCAGAGCUUAUGGUAUAUCACGGCCGUGACCACAGCAGCUUCAGGAUACAGCUACUGGCACUACGGCCGCAAGACGGUCCAGGUGCUAAACAGCAGAUCACCAGAAAAUACGCCGAACGCGGAACAAAAGCAUUGAACUGCCGAGGAAAAAGUCAGACUGACAGAUGGACGAUGGCCAGGGGCACUAAAGCCAAGUAGCUGUGACAACCGUUUGAGUUGCCAGGGCAGUGAUCCACAGAAACCUACAAAGCGGCACACGGUUAAUUGCAGCAGAAUAGAAAGACCUCAAACUAGACUAGACAACACUGUCCGCUCGCCACACACACACACACACACACACACACACAGAAUGUCAAACCUUCAGGCAAGAGCUUCUAUUUUCUCCCUUAGUUAUUUUUCAAUCAAGUGGUUGUGAUUUCAUCCCAAUCAUUGUCUCAUGAUUGUCAGUUUUUGUAAAGCAAUGAUUUAUGAUUAAAAAAAGAAAAUCUG
Betta splendens (Siamese fighting fish) is the source of this 1539-nucleotide messenger RNA. It is a transcript of the gene crls1, whose product is annotated as cardiolipin synthase 1. The record is from RefSeq and is a predicted model, not a curated record. Gene Ontology annotation, cellular component: mitochondrion; membrane. The transcript is spliced from 7 exons. NCBI's taxonomy places the organism in Eukaryota, Metazoa, Chordata, Actinopteri, Anabantiformes, Osphronemidae. Gene Ontology annotation, molecular function: cardiolipin synthase activity. Gene Ontology annotation, biological process: cardiolipin biosynthetic process. Bases 146 to 1186 code for a protein of 346 amino acids.